GCGACGUUUUCUCACAUGCGAAUACUGCAGUUUGUUUCAACCUGUCACUUGCUUCUCAACCUGUGCGGACACUGAGUGACACUGAGCACAGACAUGUCACACCCUGUAUUGACAAAUCAUUGACCCACACAUGUUCCUGUUUGGACAACCGUCGCAGGGUCCGCCUACCUUGUCAUCACCUCGGUACCGUCCCGCGGACCUGCUGCCUGGUUGUGAUCGAGCCUGCCGGUAGACUUUGUCCUGUCAUGGUGCUGAGUGGAGUCAAAGCGUUUUCUACCCUCAACUGCCGUGAUGCGUUCGUUUAUCCUCGGUGUAGAUAUUGGCACAACGUCGGUCAAAGUUGUUCUACUAGAAAAAAGUUCCAAAGCUAUUGUUGAAAGUCAGGUUUUACCAACAAAAUCCGACAUUGCCGACGGCACCAGGGAGACAAACGUGAAGGAGCAGGAUCCAGCUCGGAUCAUCGGCGCGCUGAACCAAUGCAUGAGUCAACUUUCAUAUGAUAAACUGCAGCAUGUAUGCGGCAUCGGAGUGUCAGGCCAGAUGCACGGAGUUUUGUUCUGGAAAGGUUGCAACUGGACUUCAGAUGACUAUUUUAAUGCCGAAGACUGCAGUCAACUGAUCACUUGGCAAGACGGCCGCUGCAGCAGCAGUUUCCUGUCUUCUCUUCCCAAACCAAACUCACACCUGAGCGUAGCCUCUGGCUUUGGGUGUGCAACAAUCUUCUGGUAUAUGGAGCACAGAUCAGAGUUCCUGAAGGACUUCACUGUUGCUGGUACCAUCCAGGACUAUGUGGUGUCCAUGUUAUGUGGUCUUGAAGAUUGUCUGAUGACUCCUCAGAAUGCAGCCAGCUGGGGCUUCUUCAACUGCUCCUCUCACCAGUGGAACACAGAUGUUCUGAAAGCAGCGGGGUUCCCUUUGCGCCUGCUCCCUCGGUGUGUGCCGUCUGGUGGUCUUGCGGGACACACCUGCUCUAACUGGCAUGGCAUCCCCACGGGUACGCCAGUAGCGGCGGCAUUGGGAGACCUCCAGUGCGCUGUCUAUUCUUGCCUAAGUGCGCAGACAGAUGCAGUUAUCAAUAUAAGCACAUCCGCUCAGCUCGCCUUCACCAUGCCUGGUGACUUCAAACCUGCAGACUCUCCAGAGCCAGCCUCCACCAUCUCCUAUUUUCCUUACUUCAACUCAUCUUAUCUGGCAGUAGCUGCAUCGCUGAAUGGCGGGAAUGUUCUGGCCGCCUUUGUAAGCAUGCUCUCCUCUUGGAUUCUGGAGCUAGAUGCUGGUGUGGCGCUGGAUGAAUGCUCCGUGUAUGAGAAGCUGAACUGCUCAGCUGAGAGUCAGAAUGACAGUGACCUGACGGUGACCCCCACAAUCCUCGGAGAGAGACACGCCCCUCUUAGCCUGGGUCACGUCACCAACAUCUCAACAUCGAAUCUGUCCCUUGGACAUGUGUUCAGAGCCAUAUGCCGCGGGGUCCUGGACAAUCUCAGUUCCAUGAUGCCUGCAAUGCAACUGAGGCAGGGAGGAGUCAGAAGAAUUGUGGGCAGUGGGAGUGCACUCCUUCGCAAUGCAGUGCUGAGGCAGGAGGUGGAGAAGGUGUAUUCACUACCUGUAGUGUAUGGACAAGAUGCAGAUGCUGCUGUGGGUGUCGCCAUGGUCCUCUGUGACCGACUUUAA
Messenger RNA from Synchiropus splendidus (mandarinfish), 1671 nucleotides. It is a transcript of the gene shpk, whose product is annotated as sedoheptulokinase. Gene Ontology annotation, cellular component: cytosol. The coding region runs from base 292 to 1671 and encodes 459 amino acids. NCBI's taxonomy places the organism in Eukaryota, Metazoa, Chordata, Actinopteri, Syngnathiformes, Callionymidae. Gene Ontology annotation, biological process: carbohydrate metabolic process; cellular response to lipopolysaccharide. The transcript is spliced from 7 exons. Gene Ontology annotation, molecular function: sedoheptulokinase activity. The record is from RefSeq and is a predicted model, not a curated record.